Physella acuta is the source of this 1997-nucleotide messenger RNA. RefSeq names its product putative transcriptional regulatory protein Teth514_1449. Lineage: Eukaryota; Metazoa; Mollusca; Gastropoda; Physidae. Gene Ontology annotation, cellular component: mitochondrion. The record is from RefSeq and is a predicted model, not a curated record.
GUGGGUACACGAUAAAGAUUUUUAACUUUUGACGAACAAGAGUUUUCGCUCUUUUGUCCUCAACACAGAAGAACAUGCUUCAACUUUCUGAUUUCUAAACAAAUCAUUUGUCCGCUUGCUAAUGUCAGACUAGCAGUGACAUUUAUAACUUUGUUUUUAUCAGCAUUGCAAUGGCUACAAAUCUUUACAUUUUACUAAGAGCAGGCAUUCUUAGAAGACUAACUUUAUCUGAAUGCUCCAAAAAGGUUGAGAGUUUAAGUAUUUCACGAGCCCAGGUCAGAUUAAUUCACACUGCAUCUCCCUGCGCUGCAGGACAUGCCAAGUGGCAAAAUAUUAAACAUAUAAAGGAAGCUAAUGACAAAAUUAAAGGCCAGAAAAGUAAUUUCUUGUCUGGUAGACUUCAGAUAUUAUUUGCCAAAAAUUCAGACAAAGAUCCCAAAACGAAUACAGAGUUGGCCAAUUUAAUUAAGUGGGCACGAACAAAUAAUAUUCCAAAUGAUGUUAUUGAAAGAGCCAUUGACAGAGAGGUGAAGCUUCGUGAUCCCAAAAAUAUAACUGUCUUUGAUGGGCGAGGUCUUUCAAAUGCUGGAAUAAUUGUUGAAUGCUUUGCACUUAAACCUUUACAUACAAAAAAUCUUUUACAAGGAAUUAUAAAAAAAUAUGGCUUCAACUUGAAUGUACCAGCUAUGGAUUUGUUCGAACACAAAGGUAAAAUAAAUAUGGCGUUGUCAGAGACAGAUAAAACAACAGCCCUGACGGACACUAAGUUUCUUGAUAAAUAUGUCGACCUGGCCAUUGAGGCAGGAGCAGAGGAUGUCAAGCUAGAAGAAGGCAGUUAUGGGCAUAAUUUAGAGUUCUUAUGCUCGCCAUCUGACCUGGAUAAAGUCUACAAAAACCUAGAGCAAGCUGGACUACAAUUAACAAGUUCAGAAAGAGUUUAUAUUCCUAAAAUAGAAGUUCCAGUAUCCCAAGAGUAUUUAAAUGAAUUGGAUAAAUUGACCGAAAAGUUAGAUACUCACCCUGAUGUUGUUGACUACUAUUUUAAUCUUGUACCUGAAAGUUGAUUUUAUUCUUAUUUAUGAAUAAAAUUGUGUAUGUGAUUUUAUUUGUUUAUAGCACAGCUUGUAAAUGUUUCAUUUUUGUAAGUUCUAAAAUUUAAUGAAGGUGAGUGGUGGUUGUGGUAGGGGAGGUACAUUUUGAAAACUAAUAAUUUUCCAAUUAAGUUCAAACAAAAGACAUCACCAUUGAAAAUACAUCUGAGUCUUAGGUUUUACUGUAAUUGUACAAGCACACUAGGCAUUAUAUAAUUUUGUUAAAAAAAAUGUUUAACUUAAAACAAGUCAUUUUUAUCUUUAAGACUGAUAACCCACAGGCUAUUUUUAUCUCAUGUAACAACAGACUAGAAAAUGUAAACUUUACACCAUGUCUAUUUACAACAUCUUUAAUUUGAGCUAUACUUAUUAAAACAGAGUUAUUCUGAAAAAGCUUACUAGCACUCAGGUUAUCUGGGGAAAAAACACCUGUUAAAAAUCAUUUAUCAGACCUGUCAUUAGUCAUGUUUUAAAUGUAGCUAAAUGAGAAGUAUAAUUAUGACAUUGUUAUCAAUGAAAAAUACUAUGGUAAAAACAUUGCUCAUGGAAAUUAUAAAAAUAUAUUUAUUACAUUUUUAAAUAUUUAAUUUUUUUUAAAAGUCAUUAGUAAUUGAAUGAAUGGCUUCAAAAGCUUCACAACCUUCCUCUUCUUUACUGUCAGCUUGUUUAAAUUUAUUUUUACAAAUAUAUAUACUACAGACGUUCAUUGAGUGCAUGCAAUCAGAUAUGAAAGACAGUUACUACAACAUGUUAAUAUCAAUCAAUAGUGAAGUCCCUUAUUUCAUGUAAUAAUAUAAAAACCAAUCUUUACAACUGAAUGGUGUAAGUUAUUUAUUUGAAAAAAAAAAUGCUUAAAAAUAAAAUAUUGUACAAAAAACAACAUGAAAUAAAGAAUAAUGAAAUGUU